AUGAAAUUGGAACUGCAACAACUAAUUACCAAAGCUAAGAAGUUGAAUUUAGUGCCUUCAGCUGACCUCAAGCUUCCAUUUUUGAUAAAGCACGUAAGCCCAAAAUGUCCAAAAUUUACAAAGUUACUUCUUCCUUUUGGCAUUGUCUACAUUAACAACAAGUUGUUAGUGGGUGUUGAGCCAAUUCAACAUGUGUUCAUUUGGGAGCCUAAACAUGGUAUCUUCUACCUCGACAAUCAAAAUCAAAUGUGCUUUCAACGCAUUGAAGAUCUUCCUUUUGCUCCCACUAAGCAGUUGUUUCAUCUUCAUGUGGAGUGCAUACGUCAUAAGGAAUUGGAAUGA
This is a messenger RNA of Lactuca saligna, 342 nucleotides long. The record is from the annotation of a GenBank genome assembly. Lineage: Eukaryota; Viridiplantae; Streptophyta; Magnoliopsida; Asterales; Asteraceae.